CCGGGGCGUCCCUUUUCUGACAAUCAUAACAUCGUACGUUACUUACUCCUUAAGUCGCAAUCGCACUCUGCAUGCAUGGGUAAAAUUGGAACACAUGCACGGCACGAUUCAAGCUGGCUGCAUGGCGCCACAUCCUCAUCCCACUCUCCUCCUUCCUCCUUCUCCCUCUCGACGAUCUAUCUCCCCGCCUUCUUAUUAUGAACCGCAAACGUCAUGCUCUGGUAGUCAUGGUCCCCACUAUGCUUAUGAUGCUGUCACCUAUGCUACCCAAUAUGAAUCCCACUGACCGCCCUCGUGAAGUUUCAGUGCCCCGUCUUCGCGAACAGUGUGAGCUGCGUUUGAAAUCCUGGAAAAGCGCUUUGCCGAAUAAGAUUUUUGGAUUUUCACAUACAAAAAAAAAUAGAAAUGUCUUCCAUCUUUGGUGUGCAAGCACGCCCAACCCAACCAAAGCAUCCUGCCUUGUUUCUUACUACUACGCCCAGACAUACAUGCAUCAACAUUAUCAUCAUCAUCAUCGCGUACAUGGACAUUUCUCUGGUUGGGUAGGGGUAGCAUCCUCCUAUGUACCUAUGACUCAACUACCGAUCGUGAUCCCUAUUCCCUGUGCCACUCAAGAAAUAUCCUCCAAGUCAUCUUGACGUUUUAUGGGCUCGUUCUUUCACACGCUGGGGCACCUAAUGCGCAGCUUUCGUCUCACAACCUUAAAUCUAAGCCUGUUUUCUCUGUUCAGUGAGAGCAAGCGGAGCGUCCGCGCCACUUAUUUUACAGCUCAGCAGUUCCCUUCGGCGUAGAAGCAUUCUCACGACAACGAUGGGCAUCGUUACGGCCCAAACAAUCCACCUCAGUGUCCUCAAUUUAUGUUGUCUAGUUAUAGCGAGUUCAUCUGAGUUUACACCACUGUCCCUGAUACUCCUAAGUACUGCGCCCAAUUGAUUAAAC
Molecule: messenger RNA, 939 nt
Organism: Gamsiella multidivaricata
Lineage: Eukaryota; Fungi; Mortierellomycota; Mortierellomycetes; Mortierellales; Mortierellaceae
Exons: 1
Coding region: 198-638 (146 amino acids)
Source: RefSeq, a predicted model, not a curated record